AUGAAGGAGCAAGUGGCCACUGCCUGGGCAGUCAGUCCGUUAGAGCCAGUAGUCGUCCGACUGCAUUUCUCUUUGUCUCAGUACCUUGAUGGACCUGCACCUUCAGUUGAAGUCUUUCAGCCAUCGAACACAGCACAUUUCAGUGUAGGACGACAGCUGCAGAACAUUCUCACCGUUUUCAUAAACCAGGAAUGGAAACACCUGAAAAACGACAACAUAGUGGUGUGGCAGAAACGCAGACACAGCUGGUUCCGACCCAGCGGGACCAUCAAGAAGUUCCGUGCCAGACUCAGCAUAUGGCUGCCACUUUCAAAGUAUGAGGAAGUAUGUGGAAGCUGCUGGAUUUCACGUGGCUCUGCAAAUGAUGAUCCGACUGUGAAAGGAAAGAUCAACUUAACAGCAAUGAAACGCCACCGUCUCGUGAACCACUCGACCUCGUACACCAUCAAGAAUCCUGCAGGAGAGUUUUUCACUUACACCUCCAGUGGAAAGAGGGUGAUGGUCUCAGCGGUCAGAUCAUCCGCACACCUGAGCACCAAGCAGCUGGUGGAGCUGCUCUUCUCCUCUCAGGCUAUUGGCCAGUGCAAGAGCGCCCCGCCUCUGCAGCAUGCCUUUUUGGCACAGAUCAUGAGAUAUGCUGAGCAGAGACUCCCCACUCUGAAUGAGUACUGCGUUAUUUGUGACGAGCGGCAUGUCUUUCAGAACGGCCCCAUGCUGAAGCCAGCUGUUUGCAGCAGGGAGCUGUGUGUGUUCUCCUUCCACAUGCUCGGGGUCAUGUCUGGAGCAACAGAUGAAGUUGCGACUGGUGCAGAGGUGAUUGAUCUGUUAGUCGCCAUGUGCAGAGCGGCCCUUCAGUCAUCACGCAAGAGCAUCAUCUUUGAACCGUACCCCUCUGUCGUCGACCCAAACAACCCCAAAACUCUGGCCUUCAAUCCAAAGAGAAAAAGUUAUGACAGACUGCAGAGAGCUUUGAAUGGUAUCCUGUUAAUCAGGACUAUGGCACAGGGUUCAUACUCAGAAACAAAGAAGCAAAUGGACAAAAUCGACCCUCUGGCUCAUCCUUUACUUCAGUGGAUUUUAGCAAGCAACAGAUCACAUAUUGUAAAGCUUCCACUGAACAAGCAACUGAAGUUCAUGCACACCCCCCAUCAGUUCCUGCUGAUCAGCAGCCCUCCAUCCAAAGAGGCUCGCUUUCAAACAGCCAGGAAACUUUACGGAAGCACUUUUGCUUUUCAUGGUUCCCACAUUGAAAACUGGCACUCCAUUUUGAGAAAAGGAUUGGUUAAUGCUUCUUAUACAAAAUUCCAGCUUCACGGAGCUGCAUAUGGGAGAGGCAUCUAUUUAAGCCCUAUUUCAAGCAUUUCUUUUGGAUAUUCUGACAUGGGUAAAGGUCAGCACCAAAUGCAAACUAAGACAGAACUUUUAAAGAAAUACAAUGGAAUCAACACAUUUAAGAAGGAACAUCUGGGACAAACCAGGUUUCUGCAAAGCCGUAACCUGAACUGUGUUGCACUGUGUGAAGUGAUAACUUCCAAAGAUCUUCAGAAGCACGGAAACAUCUGGGUUUGUCCGGUGUCCGACCACGUCUGCACCCGCUUCCUCUUCGUGUAUGAAAAUGGGCAGGUGGGAGACAUGCACAUCAACACCCAAGAAGCACAAAUCCAGAAGGAAAUUUUACAAGUGAUUGAUUCAAAGCCAUGUUGAGAAAAACAAACACUUACAUGAGUAUCUGCUCUAACUUUUUACCUGCAUUUAUGAAAAAAAAAUGUAUCUUGUUCAUUUUGAUCAUGAUGUCUCAGGAUUCUGGUCUUCAUGGCUGGUAAACUCUUGAUCUAAAAGAAUUUGCUUGCUUGAAACAUUUUUUAGAAUAAUAUUUAAUUCUCCUCAAUAUAACAGAAUUCUGCCAAAAAAAUAAAAAAACUACUUUGUAAAUGUUUUCAAAUAAAACUUUUUUAUGUUUCACAAUUUGCUUUAAAUUUCUUAUGUUUACUUUUCAGGAAGGUGCUAAUUUAAUUUAAACCAAACAAAGAUCCAAUUAUGUUAUCACCAAUUACACUCUAAUUGUUAAUGCAAUAACUCCGUUCCACCACAAGAUGGUGCUCUAUCAAACUGGGACUCCUUCAGCACUAAAGCAGAGCAACUGUUCUCAUUUGUGCAUGCUUACAAUGUGUUGACAUGACACAUUUACCUCCCAUGGAUCAUUAAACGAGUCACAGAAGUCAUACACAAAGACACUUGCAUAAUCUUAAACUAACAGGGUAGCAUUGUUAUUACGGUAAAAGUCUGGCAACCUCGGCUGGCAGUAUUUUUUCUGUAAAGAUUAUUGGACGUCUUUGUUAAUUUUGUGGAUGGACAUUGUAAUUUUUAUGGGAUACAUUGAAUGUAUCUACAGUAAAAUUAUGAAACAAUUUUCAACAAAAAACUGUAAUAUAUGAUAAUAGCAAUUAUUUUAUUUUUUUAUUUUUUUAAAGUACCAGUGUAUAUUUUGCGGUAAAAUUCUGGCAACCUCAGCUUCCAGUUUUCUGCCUUAAAAAUGAAUGAAUGUCAAUUUUAUAUGGACUUUUUUUGUUCCAUCUAUUCAGAAUUCUUUAAACCUUUUUUUUUUUUUUUUACCCUUGAUUGAAAAAAAGUCUGAAUGAAAAUUCAAAGGUUUGGAACAUUCAGAAUUAAAAUUCAAAGGUUUAAAAAUUACAGAAUUAAAAUUCAAAGGUUUGGAAAUUUCAGAAUGAAAAUUAAAAGGUUUAAAAAAAUUCUGAAUUGAUGGAACAGAAAAACUUUCAUACCUUUAUAAUGUUGUGCUGUAUUUUUAAGGGUAAACACAUUGCAAUUUAAAGUAAAAAUUAGGAAUUUUACCCAAAAAGAACUGUAAAAAAGAAACUUUUUUUCUCCUUAAAAUUUAAAGUAAAACCUUAUUUUUUACAGUGAAAUUCUGUCUAUCACAGCUCCCAGUUUUUUUUUUUUACCGUAAAAUUUACACUAUAUUUUAUGUACCUGAACAUAAAUCAACAUCCAACACAAAAAUAUGCAAGUUUAUCUUAAAGGUCUUUUAGAAAGUGUAAAAGCUGCAUGCCAUUUUUUUUUUUGAAUAAUACAAAGUACCCCACAUUUGCGCUUUUACUUUUUUAAUCACAUGUGGUGCAUGUCAUCCAUUGAGGCAGAAACACAUCAUUAUAACAGUAAACUGAUUCCAUAUGAGCCCUGCAGCUGCCUGUUCUCCUUCCACCUCAGGAGCAUUCCCACUGGGACACGGAUUUUUGAACUAUUGUGGUUACAUUUCCUUUUUCAACAUCAAAUUUUUCUGAUUUUAUGUAGAAUUGAUCAAACUGAAGUGUGUUUUAAGUCUGCAAACACAUCAUUCCCUGAAGAGAGCAACAGGGGAUGGAGCAAUCUGGGUCACCCCAGAAAGUGAUGGAUUAAAGGGGAGAAAACCAAAACUGCAGUUGUAGCCUAAAGGCAGACUUUCUUUAGCACCAUAUGGCUUCUUUGCUCUGAUAAUGGAGUUGAGGAAAGAUUGUUAGCUUUAAUCUAAUUGUGUGAAUCUUUAUUCUAGAGGUUUGGCGGUAAUUUUCUUUAGUAUUUGUGAAACCAUAAAGAAAGUUGAAAUGCAGAUUUAUUUUUUGAAGGGAGCAAAAUGAUUGUAUGUGCCUUUAAGAGAAUUGUGUCCUACUCUACAUGUGGUUCUUUGAGCCUCAUAUGUGCCUGUUGGCAUCAGCUGUCCUCAGACCUGAGUGGAACAAGGACGCUGUUUUGUUUUCGACCAGUGGAGAAAUAAACGCCUUUCUCGUUAUGUUGGCUGUCAUCUCAGAGCACAGAAGAGAGAAUGGGAAUACAGCCUAAAAGACAAUCAAGAUAAGUGGCAAGUUUUUAUUGUAAAAACUUUUUUUGUUUUGUUUUAAGGCUCUUAUUUUGCAAAGACUUCACAAAGAAUUACCUAAAAUGCAGAACAUAAUGGAUGAUUCGUCCAUUUCGUUUGCUACUCCAUCGCUAACAUCUCUCCAACCGAGCAGUAUCAACUUCCUCCUCACAGGGAACAGCAAUUCCCAUCCCAUCCCAGGCCUUACACCCAACACCCUACACAUGCGUGUCAAACAGGGCAGCAAGAUCCACAAUUUACUACGUAUUGUAACAGCUCGCUUCCAAGGUGACAGAGACAAUAAUAGGAUAAGACAGGUGGUGUUCACUGGCUCAGGCAGAGGAAUCACAAAGACAAUCACUUGUGUGGAAAUCCUGAAACGCAGCGUGGCAGGUCUGCAUCAGCUGUCCAAAGUUUACUACAAGAGAGCAAACCAAGAUUCACAACGGGAAACUCCAUCUCAAGUGUUGGAGAAAAGGAUUCCUGCCAUCUGGAUCCUGCUCUCUAAAGAUCCUCUGGAUCCACUGGAGCCCGGCUAUCAAGCCCCACAGAGAGCCCCCCCAGAGAGUUCUGGUGGUCUGCUGCCAGCCGGUCCUUCACCAAAGCACAAGAGACUCUGUUUGGAUGGGCAGAUUGAAAGUCAUCUCUAAGCUUCAAAAGAAAAGUCUGACUUUCAAAAUAUUAAGAACUACUAGUGUUUUUUUUUAUUGGUUGGCAAUUUUUCUUUGUAUUUUAAAUAAACGUGAGUGUGCUGUGCUUCUUUGUUCAUAGACCACACAUUCACUCCUUUUUAUAACUACCCACUUUUACUGGGUUUAGUGAUAAUUAGCAUAUACAUUUGACUAAUUUGAGGGGGUCGGUGUUGUGCACCAUGUCAGGAUGAAUUUUAGCAUAAAGUAAAAGUAGAAGGAACUAAAAAAAACAAAAGAUGACUAGUAAAAAACAACAGUGAACUUUCAAUAAAGUACUCAUCUGCUCAUCUGUUACAACACAGCAG
Oryzias melastigma (Indian medaka) is the source of this 4850-nucleotide messenger RNA. RefSeq names its product protein mono-ADP-ribosyltransferase PARP6. Gene Ontology annotation, biological process: endoplasmic reticulum unfolded protein response. Gene Ontology annotation, molecular function: protein serine/threonine kinase activator activity; kinase binding; NAD+ poly-ADP-ribosyltransferase activity. The transcript has 19 exons. The coding region runs from base 1 to 1704 and encodes 567 amino acids. Gene Ontology annotation, cellular component: endoplasmic reticulum tubular network; membrane; nuclear envelope. The record is from RefSeq and is a predicted model, not a curated record. Lineage: Eukaryota; Metazoa; Chordata; Actinopteri; Beloniformes; Adrianichthyidae.